AUGUCAGAGGCUACGCUCACAAACGGGCCUAUAGCCCCACCACCCGCCGUCGUCAACGCCAACCCACCACCAGCGUCCACCCUGCUACCCAACCAAAACCCAACCCUGACCCAAGUCGGUCCAACUCCCGCCAUCUCGUCCCAGCAGCGAUCAGAACUAGAACAAUACAUGCGGCGGGACGCAAUGUUCCUCCCGGCGUUUGAGCAACAACGGCAGAUGCAGAUCGCGUUGAUGAACGAGAAACAGCUCGAGAUUCGCCAGACACAGCAGACAGGAACCGAGAUCUUUGGGCCAGGCUACAACCCCGCGUACGGUAACGGCAGCAACGCAGCCCCUCAUAAUCCGGCAGUAGGGGGUCCACAAGGAAGCAACGCGUUUCAUAUCGUCUACCCAGCUCACCGAAAGCGCGCCAGAAAGUCAAAGGAGUUUACAUUUACCAAGGCAAUGAUCGAGGAACAGGCGCAAAAGGAGGACAUCCUGGUACCCAUACGGCUGGAGGUAGAAGUGGAUGGACUUGUGUUACGCGAUACCUUUACAUGGAACCUGCACGAGACGCUCAUUACGCCAGAACAUUUUGCUGAGGUCCUGUGCGAGGACAUGCAGUUCCCAGCGCCCCAGUUUGCCCCACAGAUUGCAAAGUCAAUUCGCGAGCAAAUACAGGAUUAUCAUCUACCUGUCUUGAGCUCCAACCCGACAAUGAUGGAGGACCAAGAGCAACCAGCUGGAGAAGACACCCGGCCAUCACAGGAACUUCGUAUUCUGAUCAAAGUUCAGAUUCACACGAAGUGUCUCAACCUCAUUGGAUACAGUUACGACGGUGGCUCUGUCCACGACGAGGACUUGAGGAGCAGUUUUCUGCCAAAGAUCACAACUAUUUUACGAGAGGAGGAAGCUGUUGAACAGUUCACGCCUAUUCUGGAGAAGCUGACCGAGCCUGAAAUCGAUAAACUGGAGCGGGAUCGUGAACGCGAUAAAAGAUGCUCAGCUGCAUCAACACGACCCGGCACUGUCCAACAGGCUGGGUCCAGCGACAAGGAGAACUACAAUGGCACAUGA
Messenger RNA from Linnemannia hyalina, 1056 nucleotides. The record is from the annotation of a GenBank genome assembly. Lineage: Eukaryota; Fungi; Mortierellomycota; Mortierellomycetes; Mortierellales; Mortierellaceae.